GGUCUUCAAAAAGUUAGGGUUCACCUGACAUGAUUAUUAUUUUUGGGUGUGUGUGGAUAGUAUUUACAAAUUACAACUAGGGGGAGUACUUAUCAAUGAAAGUGUAAAAUGGAAGCAGACUACGUGCAGAGGUUUCACAGGCAUCAGCCCAAAGAUUACCAAAGCUCUGCCACCGUUAUGAAGCACAUCAAAGCCUCCACUGACAUCGUUUGGUCACUGGUGAGGAGAUUUGAUGAGCCACAGAAGUAUAAGCCAUUCAUCAGCAGGUGCACGGUGAAGAAGGAGGGUGAAGAUGUAGGGAUAGGGAGUGUGAGAGAGGUGGAUGUCAAGUCAGGCCUUCCAGCUACAACCAGCACUGAAAGGUUGGAACUUCUUGAUGACCAGGAACAUGUUCUUGGAAUCAAGAUUGUUGGUGGCGAUCACCGACUAAAGAACUACUCAUCGGUCAUAACGGUGCACCCGGAGAUGAUAGAGGGGAGCCCGGGGACGCUGGUGAUCGAGUCGUUCCUGGUGGACGUGCCUGAAGGGAACACGCGAGAGGACACCUGCUACUUUGUGAAGGCCCUCAUCAACUGCAACCUCAAGGCUCUGGCUGAUGCCUCGGAGAGGAUUGCGGCUCAGGGCAUAUGGGGCUGAUUCUUAGCUUGCUUCUUGUGACACUUUAUGCAUACAUACAUAUAUGUUGGGAUUGUAGAGAUAUGAUUGCUUAGAAGCAGAUCCACUCUCCCAAUGGCAUUAUAUAUUUAUGUUAUAGUGAGUGAGUAGUUCAUAUAUAUUCCUCUAAUUAAUCAUCUAGCUAGGAAAUCAAUGGGCUUUUGAUAUAUAUAUAUGCUGUAAAUAAGAAAUUAUGGUUGGCUUUUGAUGGAAGCCUAGCUGCCAAGUUUGAUAUAUGAUAUGAUUGAGCAAAUUAAAUAAUGAGUGAUGCAUGGU
This is a messenger RNA of Cuscuta campestris, 930 nucleotides long. The record is from the annotation of a GenBank genome assembly. NCBI's taxonomy places the organism in Eukaryota, Viridiplantae, Streptophyta, Magnoliopsida, Solanales, Convolvulaceae.